ACUUCCUAAACCCUAAUUUCUGUAGACGAAAUUCAAAAAGGGUUUAAGCAUUUCUCCUUCUCCUCAACCUCAGCCAUGGCGUCAACCCCAACUGCAGCUCAAUCUGACAAUCUCGUCCGUUUCAUAGGCAAAAACUACGACGUUUCCCUGAACCAGUCAAUCGAAACUCUGUUAACCUCUUUGCGAAAGUCCAAUUUCCAGAAUUCCGCUAAUUUUGUAACCGAGUUUCAACAAUAUGUGCAGUCGAAACCCGAGCCGCCUCUGGAAAGCAUCUGGGUUUAUGCAGCGCUGAGUUUUAGCUCGCAAAAAGCCGAACCUUUUAGUCGUCUUUCAGAAAUUAGAGAUUUGUUUCAGCUUAUAGUUUCUUGCUCCGCGUCUUGCAAUUCGAUAAAGUGCAUAGCUUUAAUUGCGCCGGUUAUAUACAAUUUGCAUAAGUUAAUUCUUGAUUUGAAGGGCUUUCAGUUGGGAUCCAAGAAAGAGAGGAAACUAAGUGGAGAAAUCAAAAGUUUGGUGGAAUCCGUUUUAGGGCAUAUAAAUGUAUGCUGUAAUGAGUUUGAUCAAAACUUUGAUGAGUUGGAGAACUUGAAUAGGCCUCUUGAUGAUUUGAUUAGUGUUUGGUUGGUGGGUAACGGUGACCAGGCUAUGAAUGCAGAGUCUUUGAGGGUGUUUUUUCCACUCUUGAGCGAUGACAUUGCUAAUAUGGUUAGUGUUGAAGGAUGCGAGACGAUUGAUCUUGCAGGUUUUGUGGUUGCCGAGGCUUUCCUCUUGGAGUUGUGCUGGAAAAUUCGAGAAGAGGGUUUUGGGGAGAAGGUGCAAAGUGAUCUCAGAUAUUGGAUUGUUGGCUCUGUUACUGGAUUGCACAGUUCAUAUUUAUAUGGGACUCUUCUAAGAAUGCUUUUGGAACCAGUUUUGCCAAUAAGCUCCCUCGUGAACCUUGAACAUCAGGAUGAUUUGAAGAAAGUUCUGUUUGAUGCUCUUUUGCUGGUGGAGUAUUCUUUUCUCAAUCCGGAAAGCUUAGGUAAACUGCCAGCAAAGCAUGCCAAACGCGUCAUGGUUACCAAAUUGAUUGCUAGUCACGAAGCAAUUGAGUCAUUUAGGGAACAAGGAGACCAGACGAAAACUAUCGCCUAUCUGGAUGCAUUCACUAAUUCUAGCUUGCCUAGCUUAACAAUUAAAUGGAUCAGGAAUGAGCUUGGCAGUGACUUCAGCACUAGCGAACCAACAGGAUCAUCACCACGGGCAUUUCUAAGAUGGAUGUUGAACAUAGAGAACAAAGGAAUAAAAAUAUUCGAUGAUGAUAUGUCGAAAUUUCGUAGUGCUUUUAACUCUAAGGAGCUCUCGGAGCAGCUUGCAGACAUGGAAGAAGGGAGGAAGCCUGAUUCUGAUCUGCUCUUCUAUAUGGACUACAAGGGCCGUGAAGAAUAUGGAAGCGAGGAUGAUGAAGAUAUGGGUGGAAGAAUGAACGCUGCGUUUACUUCUGCUGCGCAGUCGAUGGGGUCGUCUGAGCAAGGAGGAAGAAAACGGAAGACGAAAGACAGUAAGAAGAGAAAGAAGGUGAAGUUUGUGAAGUAUAAUGUUAGUGAAGAGGCACCCUUGUCACCAGGGUGAAAUGACGAUUCCGACGGUAGGGAGUGACCUUGAGAAUCCAUCCUCGGAUGUGGAAGUGAAAGACUGAAGAUUUCUACUCUGUUAGGAAGAAAAUGUAACCUCAAUUUUCAGCUUAUGGAUGCAUCUCAACUCCCUUGCUUGCCAUUUGUAUGUUGUUUCACUCGCAAUAGGAAGCACAUUUUAGGAUUUAUGUGUUAUAAUCUUUUUUUUUUCUUUAUCGGGAAGAAUCGGCUUGUUGAAACGUGAAACUUGUGGACAAGAUGAAAUUACAUUCAACUUAUUGAUUGUUCAUGUUA
Messenger RNA from Salvia splendens (bonfire salvia), 1904 nucleotides. RefSeq lists its product as uncharacterized. Bases 76 to 1608 code for a protein of 510 amino acids. The record is from RefSeq and is a predicted model, not a curated record. NCBI's taxonomy places the organism in Eukaryota, Viridiplantae, Streptophyta, Magnoliopsida, Lamiales, Lamiaceae. The transcript has 5 exons.